CUCCCACUUCUCGCACCCGAAAUCCACACAAACCAACGCCACGCCGCUGCAGAGCCGAGCGCGAGCCACCCACAAGAAACACGCGCAGGGCAGGAGGGGGGGCCGCUUCCCCGCGAAUUCGCCGGGGUUAAUCUGGAUCGCCAAGAUCGAGUUUUUCUGCCGCUGAAUUCGUGCUCUGUAGCUUGGGGUUGCCUAUAGAAAGGAGCGCCCUUUGCCUCUAGUAGCUCGGAUUGAUUAGCGGUUGGUCGGUCAGUCGAUUUGGUAGCGUCAAAAUCGAAUUUUGGAAUCGAACCUGUGGGUUGGUUUAGUUUGGUGUGUGUGGGGGGAGGAAUUGCGGGGUUGCGGAGUUUGAUUUUGGUGGCUUAGAAGGUUGGGGGGAGGUCACGGCGAGCGACCAUGUCCGUGCCGGCGAUAGCCGUGUACACCAGCCCGCCCGGCGCCGUCUACGCGCCGUCGUCGGAGCUUGAGGCGAGCUCCCGGGGCUCCGCGCCGUGCGCCACCGCGGCUUCCCCGUCGCCAGGUAGCUCCUCCCAACGCCACCAGGCCAUGGCUGGUGGCCUGUCUUGUCUCUUCUCCUCCCCAACCGCCGCGCCUCGCGCCGCGGCUCAGGACGAGCUGGGCGCGCUGUGGCACGACAGAUCCGGCGAGCCGGCGGCUGUCGGCGGCGGCGGGGGUGGGGGCUACUCCUACCCGCAGCCGUCCUCGCCGUUCAAGUGGCGGGACAUGCUCCACCACGGCCCCGUGCCGCUGUUCCACAGCCCGGCCUCCUCGCCGGCGUCGCGGAGCCCCUCGGCGUCCUGGCUCGCCGGCCGCGAGCGCGAGCGCCUCUUCUCCAGCUUCGUGCGCAACGCCCUCGGCUCCUGCAUCGACUACGCGCCGGUCGCCACGCCGCCGCUUGGCGUCUCGGCUGCUGUCGGUGUCGGUGCCGGCGAGCUCGCCUUCGAACUCGACGAGCACCUCUCCGAGGCGGAGCCGUCCUGCGAACCGUACGCUCGCGACCUCCUGGCCGGCGCCCAGGCUCGCCACCGCAUCUUCCACGACGACCUCGUCGUCAAGGCCUUCUUCGAGGCCGAGAGGGCGCACCGAGACCAGACACGGGCGAGUGGUGAUCCGUACUUGCAGCAUUGUGUGGAGACCGCCGUGCUUCUUGCCAAGAUAGGCGCAAACGCGACGGUUGUCUCUGCGGGGCUUCUGCACGACACCAUUGAUGAUAGUUUCAUGGACUAUGAUCAAAUCUUCCGGAUGUUUGGUGCCGGUGUUGCUGAUCUAGUCGAAGGGGUCUCGAAGUUAAGCCACUUGAGCAAACUUGCUCGAGACAACAAUACUGCAAGCAGAACAGUUGAAGCAGACCGCCUGCACACAAUGUUUCUUGCAAUGGCUGAUGCGAGAGCCGUUCUGAUAAAGCUAGCAGAUCGUCUACACAACAUGAAGACAAUAGAAGCUUUGCCUUUGGCCAAACAACAAAGAUUCGCUAAAGAGACUAUGGAGAUAUUUGUGCCGUUGGCUAAUCGGUUAGGAAUCGCUAGCUGGAAAGACCAGCUGGAAAAUAUUUGCUUCAAGCAUUUGAAUCCAGAGGAGCACAAUGAGCUUUCCUCCAAACUUGUGAUAUCUUUUGACGAAGCACUUCUUACAUCUACUUUGGAUAAACUUGAUAAAGGUCUAAGAGAUGAAGGUAUUUCGUAUCAUAGUCUUUCUGGGAGGCAUAAGAGCCUGUACAGUAUAUACUCCAAGAUGAUAAAGAAGAACCUAACGAUGGAUGAUGUUCAUGACAUUCAUGGUCUACGUCUUGUGGUUGAUACAGAGAAAGAUUGUUACCAAGCUCUUGAUAUCGUCCAUAAGCUCUGGCCCCAAGUUGCUGGACGAUUUAAGGACUAUAUACUGCAUCCAAAAGUGAACGGGUAUCGAUCAUUGCACACUGUCAUCAUGUGUGAGGGGAUCCACCCAUUUGAAAUCCAGAUCCGAACAAAAGAAAUGCAUCUACAAGCUGAAUAUGGAUUUGCCGCACACUGGAGAUACAAGGAAGGUGGUUGUAAGCACUCCUUUGUACUCCAAAUGGUGGAAUGGGCAAGAUGGGUGCUCACAUGGCAAUGCGAAGCAAUGAGCAAAGAGCGGCCCUCAGCUUUAGUCCGCUCUGAUGCCAUGCCACCAUGUCCAUUUCCCUUGCAUUCGGAGGACUGCCCUUAUUCUUAUACCCGCCAGUGCAACCACGAUGGACCCAUAUUUGUGAUUAUGCUUGAACAUGAUAAGAUGUCUGUCCAAGAGCUCCCUGCAAACUCUACUGUAGUCGAUUUGAUGGAGCGAGUUGGGGCCAAUAGUCCAAGAUGCAGCCCUUACAGCUUCCCACUGAAAGAAGAAUUGCGCCCAAGGGUUAACCACAAGCCCAUAAGCGACCCUAACAGGAAACUGUGCAUGGGAGAUGUGGUUGAGCUGACGCCUGCACUCCCACACAAGUCGCUUACCGAGUACCGGGAAGAAAUCCAGCGCAUGUAUGAGCGAGGCGGGUUCGCCCUCGCCACCACCCGGGAUGGCCCGGCAAGCUGACAGUGUCACAACUACCAUGUUAACUUCCUGUUGUACAAUGCCCUCAACCUCUAUUUUCUUCCUUGUAAAUAUCCCAGACACUAAAUUCUUGCAUCAGAGGAAACACAAAGAACACACCCAGCUGAAUUGUCAAAGGUGUGGAGUUAGGUGUUCAGUGUUCUGAUCCAAACGCUGUCUUUAUAAUAUAGUUCACAAGCUGGUCAAAUCUGUCUUAGAAAUUCAGUUCUUCCCAAGAUUCAGGAAGGGAGAGCAUUCACUGUAUUGUCCCUGUGUUGUUCUGAUAUAUCUACUGUACACUGCAAUUGCACUUCUGAACAUUUCUGCUUGGCUAUGGAAAGCAGCCUCCAUCA
This is a messenger RNA of Oryza brachyantha (malo sina), 2891 nucleotides long. Its product is annotated as probable GTP diphosphokinase RSH2, chloroplastic. Gene Ontology annotation, biological process: guanosine tetraphosphate metabolic process. The transcript has 6 exons. Bases 397 to 2541 code for a protein of 714 amino acids. NCBI's taxonomy places the organism in Eukaryota, Viridiplantae, Streptophyta, Magnoliopsida, Poales, Poaceae. Gene Ontology annotation, cellular component: chloroplast. The record is from RefSeq and is a predicted model, not a curated record.